AUGAACGAAACAUCUUUCAUUGAGUUGCUCCCACUGAAACAUCUCAUCGUCGUCGCUUGCUUCUUUGAAUUCAAGAGACACAAGGAGAAAAUUAUGACAUCUAUACCAGGCACUGAUUUUGAUUACCUGUUUGCUUUGCUUGUUGUUGAAGUGUCGCUUAGUCUAGUUACUGGCCAAAAUCUAAUAUGGAGUGAUGAAGAAACCCGGUUGUACCUUGAACUUCGACUUGAAGAGAAUCUAAAAGGCAAUAUAAGAAAACACAUAGUGAAUGAAGUAGGGAGACAAACGAUUAUAUCCAAGUUCUAUGAUACAUUUGGAGAGAAGCAUACUUGGAUAAAAUUUAGGAACAAGUUUAAUACUUGUAAGAAGCAAUACUCAGGUUUUAAGAAAUUAACUCAUAGAACUGGAAUGAGCUAUCAUCCCAAUGGGUCCAUAGACAUGAGUGAUGAUUGGUGGGAUGAGCGUUAUAAGGAGUGGCCUGGAGCUAGAAAGAUAAAGGAUAAACCAAUGCCAAACGCUGAUUUAAUGGAACAAAUGUUAGGGUCAAUUCAUAUAACUGGAGCCGAGGGUUGGAGUGCUCAACAGGGUGAAAGCCAUUUAGACAACAACAUGAUGUUAGAUGAAGAUGAGGCUGCAUCUGAAUCUACGUGA
Camelina sativa (false flax) is the source of this 651-nucleotide messenger RNA. Lineage: Eukaryota; Viridiplantae; Streptophyta; Magnoliopsida; Brassicales; Brassicaceae. The record is from RefSeq and is a predicted model, not a curated record.